AUGGCGUUUUCAUCUGAAGAGGAGGCUUACAAUUUCUACAAAGCUCAUGCUAAAGAAACAGGUUUCAAGGUAAGGAAAGGAAAGAUACGACGAUUGUCAGAUAGAAGCAUUAGAACAAAAUUUUUCUUGUGUUCAAAACAGGGUUUUCGAAUGCAGAAGCAGGCUAACAAGACACCAAACUAUCAGAGAAAAGAGACCAGAACAGGUUGUGAAGCCAUGGUUCAUUUUACAGUUGACAAUGGAAAGUGGCUGAUCUCAGAUUUUAAUCCUAAGCACAAUCAUGACCUUCAAGGAAAGUCGGAUAUCAUUGUAGGUUCAUCCACCAAUGUCUCAUGUGAUCAUUCUAUGAGUACCACUAUGAAUGAAGCUGGGACAGUGAAAGAAGCAGGGGCUGCAAAUUCUGUGGGAUUUCAUAAUAUGGAAUGCACUAGCAUCUUAAAUGAUGAGAAAGUCAAUGGCCUACAACUUGUAGAUGGACAAAGUUUACUUAAUUAUUUCGGACGUAUGCAAGUAGAGGAUCCUUCAUUUUUGUACACAGUGCGAGUCAAUCAUAGAAACUGCCUAAUGAAUUUCUUCUGGAUGGAUGGAAGGUCAAAGAUAGACUAUGAUUACUUCGGGGAUGUUGUCAUUUUGGACACAACUCUUCGAGUUGAUGCAUAUAAUAUGACAUGUGCACCAUUUCUAGGAAUUAAUCAUCAUGGGCAAUAUAUCUUAUUUGGAGGCGCUUUGUUGCUUGAUAACAGCAGAGACUCAUUCCUUUGGUUGUUCAGGACUUUUCUGGAAGCGAUGGGAAACCGUCAACCAAAAACAAUAUUCACUGAUGGGUGUCAAGCACUGUCGGACGCACUAGAGGUGGUGUUGCCAGAUACUAAACAUCUUCUUGGUCUACGGUAUAUCUUCCAAAAUACUGCAGAGCAUCUUUCCAGCUAUUCUGGACAAACAGAUUUUGACAGCCUCUUCAAUAAAUGUAUCUUUGAUUGUGCAUCAGAGGAGGAAUUUGAGUCCAUGUGGGGGUCUUUGCUGGAGCAGUAUAAUCUUUAUGAAAAUUCAUGGCUUAAGGAUCUGUAUGCAUUGAGGGGAAAAUGGUCUCAGUACACCUGUAAGAGUAUCUUCUCUGCCGGCAUGCGAUCACCUCAAGGCUAUGAGAGCUUUUGCAAAAUUUUGCAGAAUUGGACUAAUGAGAUGAUGACUCCAUUGAAGUUUAUUCAAAAAUACUUAAAGAUAGCAGAACAACAGCGUACAGAAGAACUAUAUGAAGAUUUUCACUGCCAUGGAAGUGCAGCAACAACAAUUUUAAGAAGCAAUGCAAUGGAGAAAGAAGCAGCAAAGAUAUAUACUUCUGCAAUAUUCAAGCUUUUCCAAGCUGAGUUGCUUGAAUGUCUGUCAGUAGCAGUAGAAGAGAUUCCAAGUGAUGGGAUGAAAACUAUAUUCAAGUUAACAGAGGGAGACCCUCGUAAGGAGAAAAUUGUUGAAUUCAAUAGUUCGGAAUCCCAUGUCAUAUGUAGCUGUAAAAAAUAUGAAUCAGUUGGAAUCUUAUGUGUCCAUGCUCUGAAGGUAUUGAAUGCUAGAAAUAUCUUUCAUAUACCUCCUCAAUACAUCUUAAAGAGGUGGAAAAAGUCUGCAAAAGAUGGGAUGGUUGCAGAUUGUCAUGAAGCAGAGGUUCCUGCUGAAAGCCAAAGGCAUUUGCAUCCACUUAAGAGCAAACUUAUGCACAAUGCCCUGAAUGUCAUCACUAAAAGUUUAGCUAACGAGGGGACUUCGAUGAUAGUUGACAAUCAUCUAAAAAUGGCAUUGAGAAAGGUAGAAGAUGCUUUAAGGACUAAAAAUAUUGGACAUCUUAACACAAUUGAUGUUGAUGUUCACUGCAACGAUGAUGCUGUUAGUGCAAAUCACAUUGAUUGUACGGAAUCAGAACAGACUAUAGCGAGUCCUUCAAGGAUAAAUCGACAGGAAGUGUCAAAAAACAUAAUGAAAUGUCAGUUGAAGAGGAAAUAUGAAAAUGAAGUGAGAGGGAAGAACUGUAAGUUUAGUGAUGGUGUGAUUCUCCAUUAUAUUCUCAAUUGUUUGGUCUUUUUUAAUGCUUAUAAAUAUAAUACACAUAUUUAG
Molecule: messenger RNA, 2106 nt
Organism: Pistacia vera
Lineage: Eukaryota; Viridiplantae; Streptophyta; Magnoliopsida; Sapindales; Anacardiaceae
Product: protein FAR1-RELATED SEQUENCE 12-like
Exons: 1
Coding region: 1-2106 (701 amino acids)
Biological process (GO): regulation of DNA-templated transcription
Molecular function (GO): zinc ion binding
Source: RefSeq, a predicted model, not a curated record